AUGAAUGUUCUGGCAUGCUUUGCCAAGCUUAAAUUGCCUCGCGGGUAUCAAGGCCAGCUGGGAAUGUUUUUUCAGAUUUUUAGUAUUGAUCAAUUGACACCAAACGGAAGUAAUUCUGUGCUUUUCGGAAACUUGGCUCGAAGUGAUGGUUUCUCAAUAGAUUUUAUAUUUUACAAGAAACGUCAAACUGGUCAUGAUCUUUCCCUUCAAACUUUUGAUUUAACACUCUCUGAUUUCAACAUUUAUGAAAUGAAAGACACAUUUGCGCCUAUCCCUAUUGAUCCUGGGCAAAAAUCUGUGUUCACUGUAACCAUUGGGUUAAAAUCUGACAAGCAAAUAAGAAGGUGUACCAUAAAAGAAUACUACCGUAUGACUGGUUCCGCAAGAUAUACAAAGCAAUUGAAUGACAAGAAAGCACUCUCUGGCAUCAUUUUAAUUGAAAGCAAUAUCCCUUCACCAAAGGCUUCUCGAUUUACCACAUACCAAAAUCAUGUAGAAUAUAUGUUUGAGAAUCUUGAUGCUUUGCUCAGAUUUUACAGUAUAGGUGGUGCCAGAGAUCGCUUUUCUAUAUACCAAGGUGUACAGAGGGCUCCUCAACAAAUGGCAAAUAUGCUGACACAUGGUACCGCCAAAUAUAAUCGCUCAAAAAGAGAUAAAAAGAAAAAGAAGGCAAAAAAAAGGAUAAAAGAAGGAUAAAGCGA
Cokeromyces recurvatus is the source of this 701-nucleotide messenger RNA. RefSeq lists its product as uncharacterized. Bases 1 to 696 code for a protein of 231 amino acids. NCBI's taxonomy places the organism in Eukaryota, Fungi, Mucoromycota, Mucoromycetes, Mucorales, Mucoraceae. The transcript has 2 exons. The record is from RefSeq and is a predicted model, not a curated record.